Messenger RNA from Linum tenue, 2388 nucleotides. Lineage: Eukaryota; Viridiplantae; Streptophyta; Magnoliopsida; Malpighiales; Linaceae. The record is from the annotation of a GenBank genome assembly.
AUGAAUCUUUUUCCGUACUACCAGUGCUCCACCCGCGGCCUCCUUAUGAGCGAUUUAAGAUCAUGGUCCGACCUCCCCCAAGAGGUUCUGAAUUUGAUACGGCAGAGAUUGUUCCGGAGGGAUUAUUCCAACUUCAGAUCCACCUGCCGUGAUUGGAAUUUCAGACCUGCUUUCGACGAGGCCGUCUACGACAGAGUCGAUUCUCCACUGUUGUUGGGUUUCACCAGAAGCGGCACGGAUCAUGACGGCGGCUCGUCCUUGAGUUGCUGCUGCGAAGCCUAUUCUCCUGCUAAGGAGAAGACGUAUUACAUCAGUGCUCAUUCAAAACUGUUUGACGCCCAGAUUCACUGCUCCCGCUACGGAUGGUUGCUCUUCUCCAGCCUCAACCACUUGUUCUUCUAUCACCCAUCCACACAAGACACCAUCGACCUGCCGGACCUCGGCUCGUACCUCGCAGUUCCCCGCAUUAAUCGGAUGAGCUUCUCGGCACCGCCUACGUCUGCAGAUUGCGUCGUGUUCUGCCUCGGCGACAUACACUCCAACAAGGAAGUGUACGUUGCUUUCAUCCGGAGAGGGCAGCGUUCUUGGAACCUCUAUGCCGACGGUGUUCGCAACGUGAUGAAGUGGACCGGCGCUCGCCCUCGUAAGUUGGUUGCGAGAAAAAUCGGGACGAUUCGGGUCAAAUCCAGCCCGUGUCGCGCCAAGUUGCAGCACUCCGUAGGGAAAUUUUGGUGGUCGAAUUCGAAUUGUUCCCCUGUUUUCCACAACGGAGCUUUCUACUGUCUGGCCCAGGAUGGGAGGCUGGGAGUUCUCGAUCCCAAGCAGAAAGCGGAGAAGAAGAUGUGGCGGAUACUUGAUACGUUCUUGGAGGAGGAAGCACGCAGCAUGCUUUAUCUAGUGGAAUGCAGGGGAAAGUUGAUAUGUAUAGUGGUUGGUCGGAUGGGAGAAUUCGUGAGGAUCUAUAAGCUUUAUGAACCCACAAAACAGUGGCAGCCUGUUGCCAAUCUCGGAGACGAAAUGAUUUUCGUUGGUCAUGCGGGGUACUGCAAUUCAGUCAUGACCUGCGACGACGACGAAGAAUUGAAGAACACAAUUCACUUCCCAAUCUUUCACGAAAGCGGCCGCCACCAUGUUUUUUACUCUCUCUCGACCCAACAAUUCCAUUCCUUCGAGCCCGGGCAUCCGUCGAUUGACGACUUGUAUGACGCGGAGCUCAUGUUGAAUCGCGCCUGGACGAUCCCAAAUUUCCAAUUUCUAGCCGGGUCGCAGCUGCGUUGGUCGUCGAAACCCAAAAAGAGGCCAAGGAUCGCGAAAGAUGCAGCAGAGCCGCCGGCUGAAUGUCGUGGUUACCGUAUUCAUCCGCAUUAUGUCAUUAGGAACUUAUCUUUCUCAUUGGAGCACAAGCAAUCGGAAGAUGAUGAUGAUGUCGGGGAGAGGAGGGAGGAGCAAGAAGCGCGGCGACCAUUUCUAACGUUGUCCAAUGAAGAGGGUGAAGAAAUGUUGGUCGACUUAGCCAAGGUGCGGCCUACGGCCGACCAUCCAAGAAACAUGGAGCUAGCUGCGAGGACCAGAGGGAAGCAAGUAUAUAGCAGUACUGUGUAUGGCAUUUUAGUAAUGAUGGAUGCCGAGGCUCGUCGGUGUUCCCUAUUGGAUCUGAAAUCCAUGACAGAGACGACACUGCCGACUUGGGAGACACCCUUCACCUGCUCUAAUGCCAUUCUCCAUUCGUCCCCGGGCGGCGGAUCCAAAUUUACGGUGAUGGUUUUUGGUGAAAUUGAGCGCCAACGGGAAGCAGAGAGUGAUGCCUUUGCAAUGCUCUGGAGAGAUGGUGACAGUGAAUGGACAGUACACACACAUAUGGUGAAAGGAUCCAAACCAAACGUAACAGCUACGAUCCACAAAGGUAAGAUAUAUGGGUUCCCGAAAAAGAGGCUCGACAUGGUUUCGAUUGAACUUACACCGGAAAGGUACACAAGCAAACCUGUACCAAAACUUGGUUUUCCUUCUCAUAAAUGCCCCAAAGGUUCGGACCAGCUGCAAGAAACUUUGGUAGAAUGUGGAGGCGAACUCUUACGUUUCGUCAAGUUUGAAACUCCUGGAAGAUACGGUGAAGUUAUGGAUAUACAGGCGUUCAAGUUGGAUUUGCAAAUGAUGGUCUGGGAAGAGGUCGAGCAUUUGGGAGAUCGAGCAUUUUUCUGGAGCGACUUGGGAUGUUAUUUGUGUCGCGCUACUAAAUUCGGGUUCCAGAAAAAUUCUAUUUACUAUCUGGAAUGGGAAGAACGAAACCUAUACAGAUUUGACUAUACAAACCGUAGCGUUACGAUAUCCCAACCCGAUCCUGUUGUCGUCGAUGAUAGUUGGGUGCCGGGUGGUUUCAUCAUGGGAUAG